AUGGCGUCCGUGUACAGGCUUCCCAGGAACACCAUCUGUGCUCCCUGCCACGAGGGCGCCAAGGCCAUCAUCGGAUUUCUGAACAAGGCUGAUGAGCAGCAGCAAGAAGAGGGCGGCCAUGGCUCUGUUCUCAAGUCCAGAGUGUCCAUGAUGAAGCCUGACAGCGCAACCAAGGGGACGAAGGACGCGUGGGAGCAGUUGAAGGAGAUGAGAGGCAGGGAGGAGGAGGCCCAUCAGAGAGCUGCCUUCCUCGCGCAGGGCCUGGCGAUGGCGUGGAAGGAGGGAGUCCACACCGACAUCGUCGUGAAACCGGGCGCUGGGCCCCCAAUCCCGGCCCACAAAGCCAUCCUGGCCGCGAGGUCGGAGGUGUUCCGCCACAUGCUGGCCGCCGACGAAGCGCCGCAAGGCCCCGCCGGGCGACGCCAUCUCCUCCCGGGAGCGGACCCACGACGAGCUCGCCCUCUUCCUCGCCUUCCUCUACACCGCGCUACCGGAGGACGGACGGGCGGCGGCGGCUCCUCCAGGUCCCGGAGGAGCGGCAGCGCACGCGCGCGCUCCUCGUGGCGGCCGACAAGUACGAUGUCCCGCUUCUGGCGGGCUCGUGGGGCUGUGGGCCGCGCGGGCGGCGGCGGCUCAAACGUGGGCGCCUCGCAGACGUGA
Miscanthus lutarioriparius is the source of this 660-nucleotide messenger RNA. The record is from the annotation of a GenBank genome assembly. NCBI's taxonomy places the organism in Eukaryota, Viridiplantae, Streptophyta, Magnoliopsida, Poales, Poaceae.